GCGGGUCUUUGUAAGGCUGUCAAUAAACACCCAUUCGAAUAUUGCGAUCCAUUGUAAAAUCAAAAUGAAUACUAGCAACCAGAUUAGGAGCGGGUCUUUCUUCUUCCACAGCUCAUGAGUCUUGACUCUGCAAAAGAUGACACUAUCAAAUUACGGACUUCACAAGAGAAAAUCACUGGUUUAAGAAUACUAGGACCGGUCCAGAGGGCCAGAGGCAGUUAUUGGACCAGUUCGGCCAGAUAUUUGUCUUGGCGUCACAUUCCAAUUGGGCAAAGGCUCCUCCAAUGCCCAAAUCCCACGGCCCACGCAGUAACUCAUUAAGGGUAAGCCCACCGACGGCCGAAGCCGACUAAGAGAAUAAAGGACCGUCGGGGCACCGAUGCGGCGACGCCACCGUUGAGCCGUCCGCCGACCGCAUUUUUCUGUUCUCCAAAUCGCCUGACUCUAGUUCUCUCAACAGUCUCAUUCUCUUGCUCUCUGCGACUUGCCGACUUCUGCUCGUCUCUGGCUGACUGGGUGCGAGUCUGUGAGUUCAAGCCAUAAGGAUAUAAGGAUUUGAGCAUAAAGUUCUGAAUGGCAAAAAAGAGUCUUUUACUAGGACAAAGAGGAAUGGAUAGUGAAAAUUUGAAUUUAGGGAGUAGUAAAAGUCGAAUUGAUGAUAUCAGAUGGCUUUGCUCACUAAACGAGUCUGAACUUGAUUUCCUAAUUAGUUUGAAAGUGAUGAUUCUCAGAGGAGCAAAAAAAAUCGGUUCCCAAGCUAUAGGCAAAAAUUUUGAUUUAAAGUUUCUCCGCGCUCUCAGUUUUAUUUUGAUGAACAAACUUAAAGGACAUCUUGAAGUCAUGCCAGGUUCUAUCGGGCCGUCGUCCUCGUCUUUGGAUAAUUGUACAUUGCUAAAGUUUGAUAUUGACCCUAGUUUCGAAGACUUGAGUAUUGAAGAGUUGGACACAUAUAUUUGCAGUGAAAAGAGAAAGAGAGUAUUUUCCGUGUUGUUCGGAGACAUGCCUCCCAGCCAGAAGCCAAGAACCGAGAGCUAAGAGGUGAUAGUAUGAGAAACAUAAAAUGGAACUGACAAUAGAAAAAAUAGAAAAAAUGAAACAUAACCAAUUUGGUUUCAUGUAAAUUUCCUAAGUCGUGUAAUUUCAUCUAUAGUAGCAACUUUAGAUCCUGAUGGUGUGUUCAUAUAGAAAAAAAUCUGUUUGCUCCAGUGUGUUAGAUCUGUCUGAAAUUCUGAAUGUAACAGUUCAAUUAUCAACCUAAAUGUGGGAAACUAGCUUAGAAUCUCACACCUCAUAUUGCAAAUG
Messenger RNA from Cuscuta epithymum, 1302 nucleotides. The record is from the annotation of a GenBank genome assembly. NCBI's taxonomy places the organism in Eukaryota, Viridiplantae, Streptophyta, Magnoliopsida, Solanales, Convolvulaceae.